Emiliania huxleyi CCMP1516 is the source of this 576-nucleotide messenger RNA. RefSeq lists its product as hypothetical. The record is from RefSeq and is a predicted model, not a curated record. Lineage: Eukaryota; Haptophyta; Isochrysidales; Noelaerhabdaceae. The transcript has 3 exons. Bases 1 to 576 code for a protein of 191 amino acids. Gene Ontology annotation, molecular function: calcium ion binding.
AUGCUAUAUAGCGGGCCCAAUUUUGCUCGAGGUGUCUCCUACGAUUCGAACCAGCGUUCUCAGGCAGACGCCUGGUGCGUUGCCGCGGUGUCUGCAGCGCUCACCCCCAUCAAUGCAUUCUCUGAGAUUGACACCGACGACGAUGGAUUCGUGACGCCCGACGAGCUCAAGGCUGUGCUAGUGGGGAAAUGCGGCCUGAGCGAAAGUCAGGUGGACGACAUCUAUGCCUCGGCCGAUAAGAAUGAGGACGGAACGCUUUCGAUGCUCGAGUUUGCAAAGGGCGUGAGGCAAUCGGCCUACGCGGCGCCGGCAUUAGAGGAGGGGAAACCCGCUCUGAGGCUUACGGCAAUCGAUGCAUUUGCAGCGGCGGACGCGGACGGCUCAGGUACUCUUACCAAGGAGGAGCUGACGAAUGCGAUGAAGGCCAAGACGGACAUGAGCGAGGCUGAGAUAGAGGCAUUCUUUGCGGAGUGUGACGUCAAUGAGGAUGGCAUGCUCACGAUGAUAGAGGCGGCAAAGGGCUUCAAGAAGGUGAUGAAGGCGGGCAAGCUUGGCUCCCUUGCGUCAUCUGGGUGA